This is a messenger RNA of Pelagomonas calceolata, 1131 nucleotides long. NCBI's taxonomy places the organism in Eukaryota, Pelagophyceae, Pelagomonadales, Pelagomonadaceae. The record is from the annotation of a GenBank genome assembly.
AUGUCUAAGCUCGUCCUCGCGAUCACAUUUGCGGGCGCCGCGACGAGCGCGGCGGCGUUGAAGCCGGUAGACCGCCUCGACGCUGCCAGCGUAACGCUAGAUCGGCCCGUCGCGCCGCUGCCGACCUUCGCGCCGCUGCCCGUCGUCGCCGACGCGCCGGAGAAGGCGCUGGAAGACGUCCCGGACCUGCCGCUGCGCCGCGCCGCGCUCCGCGAGUGGGCCGCGGAGAACAAUCGCGUGGAAGGCCUGGGCGAAAAGAUUGACAUCGACGUCGACGGCAUCAUCGCGGCGGCGCCGGCCAAAAAAGGCGACAUCCUCUUCGCCAUGAGCACCGAGUCCGUAGUGACGGCCCACGCCGCGUACAACGACCCCGACCUGCUCUCGCUGCGGCCGAUCGCGCAGAAGGCCGGGCCCGGGUUCGGCGUCGUGGCGGUGGCCGCGCUCCUCGCCGCGGAGGAGGUCCGGGGCUACCGUCGGAGGUUGGUGUCGUCCUGCGCCCCGGAGGCCCCGGGUACCGUCGAGCCCAGCGAGUGGGGCCCCGCCCUGCGGCCGCUGUGGGCCUCGGACCAGCUCGACGCCGCGGCCUUCAUCGACCCCGACGUGGCUCCGAUCGUCGACCAGGGCUGCGCCAUCGUCCUCCCGCUCCUCGAGGCGGCUGCUCGCCGGUCGUGGUCGGGGCCCAAGCCGGAGCGGCCGGCCGCGCGCACGGUCUUCGAGCGGACGCCGGACCACUGGCGCCGCGCGGAGCUCUACGCAGACGGCGCCGCCCCCUCGUGGUCGCGCGGCGACCUCGAGCGCGUCGCCCGCCGGAGUUUUGGACUGGUUUUGGCGGCGCAGAAGCCGCCGCCGGGCUACGUCAAGGACGCCGGUGCCAACGUCCUGACCGACGAGGGCGCGCCGUCGGCGUGGCUCCAGCGCGUGGGCGAGGGCGAGGAACAAACGGUCGUGUCCGAGCCGCUCGCGCUCGUGCCGCUCGUGGGCGAGCUGAUGGGGCCGGGCGCGGCGAACAGCGUCCUCGGCGCGCCGCCGCCGCAGAAGGCCGGCAAUCGGGGCGAGGGCGUUUGCAUCUGGUGCGUCGCAUCGCGCGACAUCGAGGCGGGCGAACGACUCGUCGCGGCGGAUCCCUGGUAA